Molecule: messenger RNA, 1525 nt
Organism: Cucurbita moschata (crookneck pumpkin)
Lineage: Eukaryota; Viridiplantae; Streptophyta; Magnoliopsida; Cucurbitales; Cucurbitaceae
Product: RING-H2 finger protein ATL22-like
Exons: 2
Coding region: 289-1395 (368 amino acids)
Molecular function (GO): polysaccharide binding
Source: RefSeq, a predicted model, not a curated record
GUUUAGAAAAUAAAAACUUGACUUGUUCUUUGUUGCUUUGUUGUCAUUGUCCUAAGAUCACAUCAUAUGGAGCUUUCUUGGCGCCCACCAAUCAUGCUUCAUUCAAUAGCGUUAUAUUUGACUUUUAAGCUUAGUUAAUGCCAUUUGUUUCGUUGGAACAACCCAAUUCUUUUUGAGUGUGGAAACAAGUUUCCUCUUUUUUCUUUUUUUUUUUUUGGAAAGAAUAUAUAAAUUUACGAGCAAUGUUGUGUAAUGGCCUUCCACCCAUUAACAUAGCUCCUUUAAGAAAUGCUUCUUUUUCUCCUCUUGCUCUGUUUACUCUGUUUCCUCUGUUUGUUCAGCCCUGCAUCCACCUCUGAACUCUGUUUCCACUCCAGCUGCAAUGGUGAUUUUCAAACCAUUCAAUUCCCUUUCAGAAUUGAAAACCAACAGCCCAAAUCAUGCGGGUAUCCAGGCUUUGAUUUGACCUGCCCCUCCACAGGUCAACCACUCCUCCAUCUUCCUUCUUCAGGGGAUUUCACUGUUCAGUACAUAGAUUACGAGAACCAAGAAAUUUUGGUCAAUGAUCCAAACAAAUGUCUUCCCCGAAAGAUUCUGUCUCUCGAGCUUUCUGGGUCGCCGUUUCAUGCCACAAAUAGUGAAGAUUUCACCUUCUUUAAUUGUUCGUGGAGUGAUCCAAUCCCAUCUGAGUUUAACUUGAAUCCAAUAUAUUGCCUCAGUGGGUUGUCGUAUGCAGUUUUCGCAUCACCUUCUUCAUUUGUAAAUGAGAUUUUGUCGUCGAGUUGUGUUGCGAUGAAGACUGUAUCGGUGCCGUAUUCAUGGUCGUUUUCGGCGGAUUUGACGAAUGAUCUUCGAUUGGGGUGGAAAAAGCCUAAUUGUAGAAGGUGCGAGUCACAGGGUGGAAUAUGUGGCCUCGCACCCAAUUCUACCGAUCAAAUCCAAUGCAAACACAGUGCUCAACCUCGACAUGGGAUCCCGAGAGGUGCUCGCUAUGCUGUAUCCAUAGGAGUGGGAGUCCCAGUGAGCAUGUGCAUUUUGGGCUUCUUAUGUUGCUUUUGUGCUCGAGUCGGAUCCUACUCGAGAGGCCGAAACUCGAGCAUUGAGGCCCAUUGGGUCAUCUCUUCUCGGCCCACUUUAAUGGGCCUAGAUGAGCCCACUAUCGACUCCUAUCCAAAAAUUGAAUUGGGCGAAAGCCUGCGUCUACCGAAGCCCAAUGACAAUAUUUGCGCAAUUUGCCUGUCGGAAUAUCGGCCCAAAGAGACUGUGAAGAGUAUACCCCAAUGUCAACAUUUCUUCCAUCAAGAUUGUAUUCAUGAAUGGCUGCGAUUGAAUCCCUCCUGCCCUGUUUGUAGAAUGCCUCCCGUCAAAUCUCCGCCGUCCGAUUCUUCCCUCUAACACCGUCCGUUGUAAAUACUUCAGAUUUUCUUUUUCUUUUUUUUUUUCCUUUUUCUUUAAGGCUAAAACUUAGCUUUUCUAAAGACCUACAAAGUGAUGUAUUAUGGGUCUUUGGAAUUUUUUGUAUUCU